This is a messenger RNA of Acanthamoeba castellanii str. Neff, 1833 nucleotides long. RefSeq lists its product as uncharacterized. NCBI's taxonomy places the organism in Eukaryota, Discosea, Longamoebia, Acanthamoebidae. The transcript has a single exon. Bases 1 to 1833 code for a protein of 610 amino acids. The record is from RefSeq and is a predicted model, not a curated record.
AUGCUCGCCUCCUCUAUGCCCACGCCUACGCUCGACGCCCCGACGACACACCCAGACGAAAUCCGCGCGCAGGUGGCGGCCAAGCGCGAGCUCACCCGCAUGAAGCGGUGGCGGCACAGGGCCGUCAACACGCCACUCAACGGGGUGGGCCUGCACCACCUCAUGGCCCUGAGCGACCGCGACUGGCGCCGAUGGCCGCGGGUGGGCGGCGGCCACCGCGAGGGCCUCGACAACUCGGGCGUGAUGGUGUUCACGGCGGAGGACUUUGACAGCGACGCGGUCGAGGGCGACGAUGGCGAAGACGAGUGCGACGGAGUUGGAGUUGCUAUUAGGAAUAGCAGCAACAUCUACUAUGGCUCGUCGUCAUCGACGUCGUCAUCGUCGAGCGACAGCGACGGCGAGCUGAGCGACGACUGGGAGGACCCGCUCUGGGUGAAGGACGACAAUGUACGGACCGAGGGCCGGUGCGACUGGACCCCGCCGCGGCCGCUGCAGGUCGUGCGCCAGGCCGAGCCGGAUGACUCCGAACACGCCCCAUCGGCAGUAAUAGGAGUUAAAACAGCGAAGAAGAACGAAAGCGACAAGAAGACGAACAAGAGGGGGGAGGAACGCGACGGCAUAUCAUCGGACGAGGUGGAGCACCUCGUGUCAAGCAACGAGCUUAGCUGGGUCAUCGACAGCAACGGCCGACAGAGCAGCAGCGAGGAGGUGGUGAUGGAGCUCGAGGAGCAGGACGCCGAGGAGGAGGACCACCGUACGCGAGCGCGCGGUGGCACUGAGUCGUCAUACGAGCGCGGGGCCGAGUACCUACUCCAGAAGUACUACUGCUCGCUGCCCACGUUCCCCACCCGGGCCGGGAGCCGCAUCAGCGCCGCCCAGCAAGUCAUCGAUGCCCAACAGCAGCACCGCCAGCGGGCCGAGACGACCACGACCACGACGACCACUACGCCGAGCAAGAACGAAGCGGAGGAUGAGGAGGAAAAGAAAGAGAAGACGAAGCCGAAGAAAGAGAAACGAGAGAAGACGAAGCCGACCAAGAAGGUGAAGAGCAAGGCCGAGACCGACUGCGGCAAGAAGGUGGUGGUGCCUCGUAUCGAGGGACUCUCGCUCGAUGACGCCAGCAACGGCGACGAUAAAGAGGAAAGCGGCGGCAGCGCCAAGCGGCGCCAGAAGCGGAACAAAAGCAGCCAGGGGAAGACCAGUUCGUGCCCCACGCCCAGGACCGGGCCACCGUCGGUGGCCACGCCCGAGGCGACCCCGCGAGAGGCCGAGGGAGCCGCCGCCGGGCAGAGCGCCAAGGGGACCAAGGGCGGGCCAGGUCGCAACCUGGUCAACUUCUUCAACCUGAGCCCGCGCCGACCGAGGGACCCGACCAAGCGGCGCAGCAGCUUCAUCCGCCGCCGCUCGAUCGAGGAGGAGGCCGAAGCCGCCGCCACCGCCCACGAAGCCGCCCUGCGCCACCUCCAGCUACAACUACAGCAACAGCCGCACCCCGAGGAGGUCGAUGUCGAGGCCGAUGAGGCUGAUGAGGGCGAGGAGUGGACGCAGGGCUUGAGGAAGCCGAGGCGGAAGAGGAGCAUCAGCAUUCCGCUGUCGUCCUAUCGGCUCGAGCUGGAGUUCAUGAGCCUCAAGUCGGCUCUGAGCAAGGGCGACAGCGGCGGUAGCGGGAACGGAGGCCGGAGGCAGCGACGGAAGGGUCCCGCCGAGGGGUCGAGCAAGAAAACGCGGAAGGGGCACAACAAGUUCAACACGAUCACGAGCAUGACCGACACCCGCCAGUACUACUUCAUGGACGAAUUCGAGGAGUGCGAGGGAAAGAAGGCCGAGCGCUGA